Molecule: messenger RNA, 753 nt
Organism: Drosophila montana
Lineage: Eukaryota; Metazoa; Arthropoda; Insecta; Diptera; Drosophilidae
Exons: 1
Coding region: 58-444 (128 amino acids)
Source: RefSeq, a predicted model, not a curated record
GUCGCGUUCCAAAUACCCAACAUCGAAGACGUGCGAAUACGUAGUUGCUCUGCCAAAAUGAAACUAUUGCCAAUCCUGAUGCUCUGCCUGGGCCUUUGUCUCUGCGUCUGGCCAAGGGGUGGCCAGGCGUUGCGUCUGCAGCAGCGACGCGAGGCCAGUGCGGCGCCAGAGCCGCUGCUGAAUGCGGAACUGGAUGCGGAUAACUUUGACGACGAUGUGUCGGAUGAGUCGGAGCUGCCGGAAAAGUUUGUGUCGGAUGCCACGACCACACUGAAGCCGCUGGGCAUUGUUUCCAUCAAGUCGCGGGCAAUUGCCAUGGAUCGCGCCCUGUGCCAGGAGCAGUCACGCUACCAUCCGCACUAUCCCAAGUGUCAUCAGUACUGCAAGAAGCUCGAGCACUGGAUUGGCCAGUGCUGGCGCGAGAGCUGCCACUGCAUCUCCUAAGGCGCCACCAGCCACCAGCCACGAGCCAGCAGCCACAGCUGCAACUUCAGCCCAAAACUUUGUACUUACAUAAUUAUAAGAUUUGUUUCACUAACUUCUAAUUACUCACACUUAUCUCUGUUUGCACAUGGCUUCUCCACUUGUUACUCACACUUAUCUUUGUUUGCCUUUUCACUUAGCCAUAAUUGAUUUAUGCCUUUAGAAUUUCGAUAUUCAAGAUGUGCUUAUUAAAUUUGCAACGCAUUCGAGCUUGAUUUCAUGCAGAUGAACUUCAUUUCCGUGUGCCUAAUUAAAAAGUUUUUAACAAUA